Molecule: messenger RNA, 1428 nt
Organism: Camelina sativa (false flax)
Lineage: Eukaryota; Viridiplantae; Streptophyta; Magnoliopsida; Brassicales; Brassicaceae
Source: RefSeq, a predicted model, not a curated record
UUGCUUCCUCUCUAUCUCUAUCACGAGAACUCUCCUCUGUUUCAAUCUCACGUCACAUCGGAUCUUAUACAAACACAUAAAACUAUUUUUUCACUUUUUUCCAUUUUCUGGGUUAGUUUUUAAAAAAUGGGAACAAUAGAGAUGGAUCCAAAGGUGAACGAUCUCUCUCAAAUCCUCCCUCGUGUCCUCGUCGUCUCCAGACGCACCGUUCGUAAAAACAAAUUCGUCGAUUUCGUUGGUGAAUACCAUCUUGAUUUGAUAGUACGUUACGGAUGUGUACCAGUGAUUUUAGGUCUUGCUAAGCUUUGUCUUGAACAGAACAUUCCUUACUUAGGAAUCUGCAGAGGAUCACAAAUUCUGAAUGUUGCUUGUGGUGGGACUCUUUAUCUAGACUUAGAGAAAGAGCUAACGAAUAAGUUACCGGAAAAACGUAGAACGAAGCAUAUUGAUUAUGAUAACUAUGAUGGACACAGACAUGUUGUGAGGAUUGUUGAGAACAGUCCACUUCAUUCUUGGUUUAAAGAUUCGUUGGAUGGUGAAAAUAUGGAGAUUUUGGUUAAUAGUUAUCACCAUCAAGGUGUUAAGAGAUUGGCACAGAGGUUUGUGCCUAUGGCGUUUGCUUCUGAUGGGUUAAUGGAAGGGUUUUAUGAUCCGGAUGCUUACAAUCCUGAAGAAGGGAAGUUCAUAAUGGGUUUGCAGUUUCACCCUGAGAGAAUGAGACAUCAUGAUCUUGAUGAGUUUGAUUAUCCUGGUUGCCCUGCUGCCUAUCAGGAGUUUGCAAAGGCUGUGAUUGCGUAUCAGAAGAAGCUGAACAGUUCAAUGUCAGUUCCAAAGACAUUGAAGCUUGAUAGAGAAAUGGAGAAUAAAAGAAAGAUACUGGUUCGGAGUUUCUCACUUGCAAAGUGUAUGUACGUUAGAGGAGAACCUGGUAAGAACCCAUCAAGAGUAUCGGAACUCGAAGUUGGAGCCGAGUUUCUUGAGUCAAACACGGCGCUAAGCGCGGAGCAAGAGAUGAGGCUAAAGGAGAUGGGAGCGACGGUGAGGAACGGAGGAUCUUACAUGAAAAAGUUGAAAGUGGACGAGGACAAGCAGAGAAUGGCUAGGAAUAUGAUGAACAAGAUGAACAUUGAGCAACUCUCAGAGCUUAUGGCGUUUUAUCAUUUGAUGGGUAACAUCUGUGGAGAAGUUUUGGAACGAAAGCUUCAUGACAAUGUCAAUGAAUGCUUGAGGGAUCUGUGAGUUUCAUAUGAAACGCAUGGAGAGGAUGCUUUGUGAAUUUGCUUUCUUUUUGUUUUCUGGUCAAACGAUGGAAAAAAUGGGUAAUAUGUGCAUAAUCCUCAAUUUAGUGGUAUCUAACCGCCAUAGAUUACUUUAUGAUUUCCCAACAAUUUAUUUUAAUAUUAAGCAGGCUGUGACUGCUAUUAUACC